UCAUUAAUUACCGAUGUUGUCAUUUCCGAAUUAUUUGAUGCAGUACGAAAGGGUGAUUUAGAAAAAGUGAAUUUAUGGUUAGCCAACAAACGCAAUAAACGUCCUCGAACACCGUUGAAUUUUCUGCGUGCAAGCAGCACACCACAAACAGCAUGGUUAAGCGCCAUGGUGGAUCCGUCGAAUGGCUAUACAGCAUUGCAUUUGGCCGCUUUACAAGGUCAUGCCAGUGUGCUAAGUGCGUUGUUGGAUGCAGACGUGACAAUGUUAAACGCACGAGAUCGUCGUGGUUGUCUACCGAUUCAUUUGGCCGCCUGGAAUGGCCAUCUAGAAGUGGUACAGCUUCUGUUGGAGACUCAACCAGAGCUUGUCGAUGCCGUCAAUAAUGCCAAAGAAUCACCAUUACAUUUGUCUGCACAACAUGGGCAUGCUAAAGUGGUCACUGCACUAUUGGCGAAACACGCAGAUGCACGGCUAAGGAAUGCCCGAGCCGAAACGGCGUUAGAUAUCGCUGCACGUCUUGGUAAAGCGAACGUUUGUCGAUUGAUCAUCUGUAACUACUGUUCGUCAACUGAUUCGGGACGUUCCAGACAUAUCGCGCAAGUAGUGUACCCGUUGCAUGCAGCUGCACGACACGGUCACAUCGACUGUCUGCAGAUCCUCUGUCAGUCGGGAUUCGAUCUGGAUUAUGUGACCGAUGAAGGGAGUGCACUCCAUGUGGCCGCACUCUUCGGCAAGGUUGAUGCUGUUAAACUGUUGCUCAGCAUAAGCAUUGAAACACGUGAUAGUCAAGGUCGAACCGUGCUUGACACACUCCGUGAACACGAGAGUGAAAAAGCCUCUGAUCUGACGCAGGUCAUACAGAGUCGUGAAGGGUGGUCUGAAUGCCGCAAGCUUAUCGAAUGUCAGCUUAUUCAUAUUCUUACAUUUAUCAUUGAUCUGUCUCAUAAUACAGCCAUUCUUAUUGUUAUUAAUAUUAAUAUUAUUAUUAUUAUUAUUAUUAUUCAAUUGCAACAAGAGUUUAUCGUGGUUUCAGCUUAUAUUCAACAGCAAGAUCAUCAUCAUCAUCUAUGCAGUGCUAGCAGUGCCAUUUUUGGAGCUGUAGAAGAUCGGCGUAAAUGUACACAUCGCGGAAUGGCAGCCGUUUGUUCAAAUUCAACUGCUAGCAGAACUAUAAACAGUAAUAAGCAGCAGCAACAGCAGCAGCAGCAGCAAGCCAGCAGUAGUGCAAAUGAUUCUGAUUGUUGGAAUGGCAGUAGUGGCAGCAACAGCAGAUUGUUGAAUAGUGUGGUGGUGUUGAAUGCUGAAGAGCCGUCAGAUGAACAACGUAGACGACGUUGUUAUUGCUUGUGUUGUUAUCAUAAUAGUGGUGGUGGUGGUGGUGGUAGAAAUGCAACGAGUGCAGCAGCGAGUGCAAUUGAAGUGACGGGCACGAUGACGGUGGCAAAUGGUGCCACUGAAACUGAUACAAAGAAUUUGCUGAGUAGAGAAUGUUCGUCAUCUGCAGCUGCAGCUGCUGCUGCUGCUGCUGCUGCAGCUGCAGCUGCUAGAUGCGGUGGCGGCGCAUCAACAUCGAACCCAGCUACCACAACAGCAACAGCAGCAACAGCAACAGCAGCAGGAACAACACCAUCGGCAUUAACAGCGACAAAUUGUUCGUGUUGUUCGUGUAAUACGACGCCAUCGUCACCGUGUUCUUGGAUGCAUGAUCGCUCAACCAACAAUAUAUCUUCAACAAUGGCCAUCAACCCGUCCUUACGACGAGCACCACAUCAAACAGCCACUGCUCCAGCUGCUGCGCGAAUGUAUCAGAAUGCUUCCAUGAUAAGUGGUGGUCAGAGCCAGAGGUCCAGGAUCAUGUCAACUUGCCCAAAAUGCAGCAGUGAUCUUGUUCAAGUGGCGGAUGCUGAAAAUGUGCAAGUGCAAGAUGUGGUUUGGCGACCCAUUCCCGAGUGUGCUGCAUCAGGUUAG
Messenger RNA from Anisakis simplex (herring worm), 1968 nucleotides. Lineage: Eukaryota; Metazoa; Nematoda; Chromadorea; Rhabditida; Anisakidae. The record is from the annotation of a GenBank genome assembly.